GGGGAGAGACUGUGGAUUGGUAGCAGUUAACCUCUACAGAAAUGGUUUUGUCUCCAAGGUGCCCCAAAUCAUGGGUUUCAGAUCAAGAAAUAGCAGAUACGUGCUUUGGGUGGAAUUUCGUUCCCAGCAUAUUCAUGCCUGUGAAUGUGGUGUACCCAAUCAAUGUCAACUACAGCAGGAACCAGACACUCCGUAGGUUGGUUGACAAUUUCUAUAUCUGUGAAGGGUACAGUGUGCCUCGCUGCCUGAUGUAUGAGAUUUAUGUGGAAACCUGUGGUCAAAAUGCUCAGAACCAAGUCAAUCCAGCCACAUUUGGGAAGCUUGUGCGUUUGGUUUUUCCUGAUCUCGGCACCCGGAGGCUAGGCACGAGAGGAAGUGCCAGGUAUCAUUAUGAUGGAAUCUGUAUCAAGAAAAGCUCUUUCUUCUAUGCCCAGUAUUGUUACCUUCUGGGUGAAAAAAGGUACCACAGUGGAGACAUCAUUGGUUUUGAAAAACCCAAUUAUAACAACAUUAUCCAACAAGAAGAAACAUGUGAAAAUCAUUCUCCGAUAAGGACAGACCCAGUUGGAUCCCCUUUGUCUGAAUUCAGGAGAUGUCCAUUCUGGGAGCAAGAACUGGCAAAGAAGUAUUCCUACAAAAUGAUGGCCUUUCUUGCCGAUGAAUACUGCAACUAUUGCCAAGAUAUUUUACAAAACGUGAGGAACCAAGAACUUGAGAGGGUGGAGGACUUGCUCACUUCCUUCUGGAAAUCUCUGCAGCAAGACACAGUCAUGCUUAUGACAUUGCCCGAUGUGUGCCAGCUCUUUAAAUGCUACGAUGUGCAGCUAUACAAGGGAAUUGAAGAUGUUCUCCUUCAUGACUUUUUGGAAGAUGUUUCUAUUCAGUACCUGAAGUCUGUCCGGUUAUUCAGUAAGAAAUUUAAGCUGUGGCUACUUAAUGCCUUGGAAGGUUUUCCAGCCCUUGUACAGAUCUCUAAACUCAAAGAAGUGACUGUGUUUGUCAAAAGACUAAGAAGGAAGACAUACCUUUCCAACAUGGCAAAGACUAUGAGAAUGGUAUUGAAAAAUAACAGGAGAGUCAACGUUUUGAAGUCAGAUCUACAUGCCAUCAUCAGUCGAGGUGCUUUGGACAUGUCCCAGAAAGCCCUGCCAAGUAAUCCAAGUAGCGCCGUCCUGGAGACACACGCGGAGAUGAAAUGUUUAAGCAGUUUGGUUUCUUUGCUGGGGACAUCCACAGAUCUAAGCAUAUUCCUGAAUUGUCUGUCAUCAAAUCUCCAAACAUUUGUCUUCCAGCCAAGCAGAAGCAAAGAAGAGUUUAUCAAAUUGGCCGCCGGCUUCCAGCUAAGAUGGAAUUUCCUUCUCACGGCCGUGAGCAAAGCCAUGACUCUGUGCCACAGAGAUAGUUUCGGCUCCUGGCAUCUGUUCCAUUUGCUGCUUUUGGAAUUUGUGACUCAUCUACUUCAGUCAUGCAUAGAAGAGGAAGAGGAAGAUGAUGACGUGGGAAAUCUCACGGAAAUGCUAACAGAUGACCAGUCUCUUGUCCAGCCAGACCAGGACCCUUUCCACCCUCCAGAUUCUUCACCAACUCAGGAAUAUGAAAGCCCAAGUGUAGAUCCACACCGAGUGACCCUGAAACACAUGGGCCAGAGCCGAUGUUCCAUGGGUGUGAGCAGUGUGGUUCUCAGGGUCCUGGGCUUCCUGGUGGACGCUGACACGGGCAAUAAGCUCAUCCAGCUAUUACUGGAGGACAAGGCCACAGGAAGCACAGUCCGACUCAGCGUUCCUGUGGGACAAGAAGCCCUGGUAACCCUAAAAGAUGGACAAAAAUUUGUAAUUCACAUAUCAGAUGUACCCCCAAAGCUCUGAAAAUAUUUUUUUUUCUGGGAAAGCAGUGCUAACAUAUAAGAUUAUUUAUUUGAAUAGGACGUAAGAAAACAUAGAUUUUCCCUUUUAAAAAUAUAUUAAAUGCUAAAGUUUUUGUAUUGAUAAGAAGAUUUUAUGUACAUAAUAGAGGUAGCGUUGUCUAUGGUGCGUUUAUAUGUAUUUCAAGAAGUUCGUUUUGAUGAAUCAUAUAAACCGAUUUGGAGAAAAACUUUUGCCUCUAUCACUUUUCUU
This is a messenger RNA of Mustela lutreola (European mink), 2114 nucleotides long. RefSeq names its product regulatory factor X8 (gene RFX8). The record is from RefSeq and is a predicted model, not a curated record. Gene Ontology annotation, molecular function: DNA-binding transcription factor activity, RNA polymerase II-specific; RNA polymerase II cis-regulatory region sequence-specific DNA binding. The transcript is spliced from 15 exons. The coding region runs from base 42 to 1865 and encodes 607 amino acids. Lineage: Eukaryota; Metazoa; Chordata; Mammalia; Carnivora; Mustelidae. Gene Ontology annotation, biological process: regulation of transcription by RNA polymerase II.